AGACUAUUCAAAUGAAUACACCGAAAGUUCUGAAGUUAACAACUUAUAUAUACACUCAUAAACUAGUUCUUCUGAAUUACAACUCACCUCACUACUAUCCAACUCACAAAGAGCAAUGAUGCUACGAUUAGAUAUCUUGUUAGUCACGGCACUUACCAUUGCCACUGUUUCAGUGGUUACAGCCCAAGUCCCUCCCGAGAAACAAUUCAGAGUCCUCAACGAACCAUCCUACGCCCCAUACAUCACCGAGUACAACGCCGAUUACCGAUUCCUCACUUCAGAGAACCAGAGCUUUUUCACCAACCCUUUCACGCUCAUGUUUUACAAUACCACCCCUAGCGCCUACAUCUUAGCUCUCCGUGUCGGAACCAGGCGUGACCUUGACUACACACGUUGGAUCUGGGACGCAAACCGGAACAACCCCGUCGGAGAUAACUCUACUCUCUCGCUCGGGCGCGACGGAAACCUCGUGCUCGCUGAGUUAGACGGCCAAGUAAAGUGGCAGACCAACACAGCCAACAAAGGCGUUACGGGGUUCAAGAUCCUCCCCAACGGUAACAUGGUGCUACACGACAAAAACGACAAGUUUAUCUGGCAGAGUUUCGACUAUCCGACAGAUACACUUCUUGUCGGCCAGUCGUUAAAACUUAACGGAGUUAACAAACUCGUUAGUCGUACGUCCGAUAUGGACGGCUCAGAUGGACCGUACAGCAUGGUCCUUGGUGAAAAAAAUUUAACCAUGUACGUUAAUAAAACCGGAAAGCCGUUAGCUUACGGUGGAUGGCCGUCCGAGGACUACCGCGGCACGGUCACGUUCACCGUUAGAAGAGAGUUCGUUAACUUAACGGAGCCGUCAGCUUACGAGCUCCUCUUAGAACCAGCUCCACUACCGGACACUGGUGGUAGUAACCGCAGGUUACUCCAAGCCCGACCCAUAGGAAUCCUAAGCAAAAUUAACUACAACGGAACUAUCUCGUAUCUAAGGCUCGGUUCAGACGGGAGCCUCAAGGCCUUCACGUACUAUCAACCGGCUACGUAUCUCGAGUGGGAAGAAACUUUUGCUUUCUUCUCCAGGAACUUCGUACGUGCAUGUGGCUUGCCUUCGUUUUGCGGCGAGUUUGGAUAUUGCAGUCGAGGGAUGUGCGUUGGGUGUCCUACACCCAAGGGUUUGUUCGCUUGGAGCGAGACAUGCUCGGCGCCGAAAACGACUGCUUUUUGCGGAAACAAGGGUAAAACGGUAAAUUAUUUCAAGAUAGUCGGUGUUGAGCAUUUUAAUGGUCCGUAUGUUAACGAUGGACAAGGACCGGUUUCUGUGAACGAAUGCAAGGUGAAAUGCGAUCUUGAUUGCAAGUGUUUGGGUUAUUUUUACAAGGAGAAGGACAAGAAAUGUUUGGUUGCUCCUCUUCUUGGUACGCUCAUCAAAGUCGCUAACACGUCUUCUAUUGCUUAUAUCAAAUAUUAGGUGAUCAGUGUUAUUUAUUCACCAAGACCAACGUAUUGAGUUUGUAAUCAUUCACCGUUUAGUGAUGUACAACUUUUUUUUUUUUAAUCUAAAAGCAUUUGGCUUUAUUUACCAUCUAUAUGUAUACCAUUGAUGAUCAAAGUUCUACGUGAUAUGUA
Eruca vesicaria subsp. sativa (arugula) is the source of this 1620-nucleotide messenger RNA. The record is from the annotation of a GenBank genome assembly. Lineage: Eukaryota; Viridiplantae; Streptophyta; Magnoliopsida; Brassicales; Brassicaceae.